Fusarium falciforme is the source of this 288-nucleotide messenger RNA. RefSeq lists its product as hypothetical. The record is from RefSeq and is a predicted model, not a curated record. Lineage: Eukaryota; Fungi; Ascomycota; Sordariomycetes; Hypocreales; Nectriaceae. The transcript is spliced from 2 exons. Bases 1 to 288 code for a protein of 95 amino acids.
AUGGAGGGGCAUUAUCCGUCUGCACCUGAGAGAAGUGACGAGCAAAAGCCUUGCAAGCUCCUUACUGGUGCGUUUUUGAGUCUUCCCGGGCGAUCGCUCCGUACGUAUAUGAAUGACAAGUCAAAAUAUCUGAAUCUGUAUCUAUACAGAUUGGCAAUGCAGCAUAGCCUCAUGAAUGCCACCUCGAGCGGAGCCGCGUUCAGUUUGGAUCAAGGCGAUGCUCCGUUGACGAGAACGGAAGUUGAGUACUGGACUCUAUACGCGGGUUGCUUGUCUCUGGAGAUAUAA